UUAUAUAGAAGACUUGCCUCAACCUUACCUGCUCAAGGUGGGGGUCAAAUUUGAGAGAAAGUUCAUAGAAAAAGAUAAAAAGCUUAAAGCUUAAAGAAAGCUGCUGUUUUCACAAAGCAAGUGCCUUUCCUCCAUCCCUCCCAUCCCGACCCUUUUUAAUUUCUUUUCUCUCUCUAUCUUUCUCUUUCUCUUUAUGCCGAUGAAUGUAAUAUAUAUAUAUAUAUAUAUGAUAAGUCUGUGUAAUUGAUAGUGCUUGAUCCAGAACAGAACAUUAUACUCUUCCAAAUCACUAGGAUUCAGCCAUGUUGGACACCACCACUACUGGUCCUUCCUCAGAAACCACUAAUGACCUUCUUUCCAAUAAAAGGAAACGUCGCCCCGCCGGUACUCCUGAUCCAGAUGCGGAAGUGGUUUCGUUAUCGCCCAAGACGCUUCUCGAAUCGGACAGGUACGUUUGCGAGAUCUGUAACCAAGGAUUUCAAAGAGACCAGAAUCUACAGAUGCAUCGGCGCCGACAUAAGGUGCCAUGGAAACUUCUCAAGAGAGAAUCUCCAAUUGGGGAGACUAAGAAAAGGGUUUAUGUCUGUCCGGAACCAACUUGUCUUCAUCAUGAUCCUUGUCAUGCCCUCGGAGAUCUCGUCGGAAUUAAGAAACAUUACCGGAGGAAACAUAGUAAUAAUAAGCAAUGGGUAUGUGAUAAAUGUUCUAAAGGAUAUGCAGUUCAAUCGGAUUAUAAAGCUCAUAUUAAAACUUGUGGCACACGAGGUCAUUCUUGCGAUUGUGGCCGUGUUUUCUCGAGGGUGGAGAGUUUCAUCGAACAUCAAGACAACUGCACAGUCCAGAGACGUGCCCGACCCGAAAUACUUCACCCGGCUUGUUCAUCCCGAACCGCAUCCAGCACAAGCCAAUCUAGUGAUACAAAUCUAAACAUGGCUUCCCUUCAAAGAUUAUCACUCCCAUCCAGUACCCAACCCGACUCAAUCUUCUUACGACCCAACAAUACCGAACAAGAAAACCGCAACUUGGAACUCCAACUCUUGCCUUCAUCAUCAACCGAUCCCGACAGCAAUGCCACCACAUUGAAGCUCUCCAUUGGAUCUUUCGACAACAACGUCGAACAAACAACAUCGGAUAUUGAAGCAGCUAGAAUGAAGGAAACAGCCAGCGAGAUGUUAAAACUAGCAAUGGCGGAAAAGGCGUACGCGGAAGAUGCAAGGCAACAAGCGAAGAAACAGAUAGAAUUGGCUGAAAUGGAGUUUGCAAAUGCGAAGAGAAUUAGGCAGCAGGCUCAGGCUGAACUUGAGAAGGCUCAGUAUUUGAAAGAACAAGCAACGAAGAAGAUAAGUUCAGCCUUAUUGGAGAUCACUUGUCAUACUUGUAAGAACCAAUUUCAAACAACAACAAAUCCAUCGAAUUUAAAUGGGCUAAUUCCAGGUGAUGAAACAUCUCUAGCUGUGAGUUAUAUAUCAUCUGCCAUGACUGAGGGUGAAGAAUAAUAAUAUAGUCUAGAAAUCUAGAUAGAGUCUGUAAGUUGGAUUUUAUUUCUUUAAAUGUUUAUUAUUUUUCGGUUUUAUGGAAUUACUUUGUUUAUUUUUCGUUCAUGGAUUAUUAUUAUUAUUAUUAUAUGGGAAGAUGAAAAAAAUUUCAGAUUUGAGUGUUAUGUUAUCUAUAAUUUUGAAGCAGUAAGUGAAAUGAUGGUUUGUUCAUAUAAAUGAAAACAGCAUCUUCUUCUU
Molecule: messenger RNA, 1733 nt
Organism: Impatiens glandulifera
Lineage: Eukaryota; Viridiplantae; Streptophyta; Magnoliopsida; Ericales; Balsaminaceae
Product: zinc finger protein SHOOT GRAVITROPISM 5-like
Exons: 3
Coding region: 303-1496 (397 amino acids)
Cellular component (GO): nucleus
Molecular function (GO): DNA-binding transcription factor activity
Source: RefSeq, a predicted model, not a curated record